Molecule: messenger RNA, 1296 nt
Organism: Zerene cesonia (dogface butterfly)
Lineage: Eukaryota; Metazoa; Arthropoda; Insecta; Lepidoptera; Pieridae
Exons: 5
Coding region: 488-1261 (257 amino acids)
Source: RefSeq, a predicted model, not a curated record
UUCAGGAGAGGCGUGUAGCUAGCAGGUUACGUCACGACCUCUAGCAUAAGUUUAUGUGGAACGGGUACAUAGUAUAUAAAUAUAAAGCUGUCAUGAGCAGGCAAGAGCAACAUAGCGCCAAAAAAUUAUGAUUAAAAAAAACGGCAAGUUUCUGUGUUUUAACAAAUUGAUUGUUUCUGUUCUUAAUUACAAAACGAUUCGAAGUGUCUUUAGUUAGGUACCUACUUCACAUAAUUUUCUUAUCAAACGAUUGAAGGAUAUUUGACUAUCUAGUUCAUCAAUUGUUUGUAUUUAAGAUAAACGUUUUAAUUAAAGAUAAUUUUUAUAUACAAAUCAAAUUACGAUUUUUAUCGUCAAUUAUUUAUCGGCCCUGUUUUGAACUGGCACCAGCGGUAGCUGAUAAAGUGUAAGAUUUAUCACUAAUCAAGGGCUUGUAUAAAGCAAUCUUUUAUUGAAAAAUAAGUUAAUUCAAUAGUGCGUUGAAAGCAUGAAGGGUACGAAAACAACGGCGUUGGUUUUGGCAGCUUUGCUAAUAGCCGCUGAAUGCAAUGUAGUCAAAUAUAAUCCUGUAGCAAAAUUGUAUUUUGAUGACAUUUCCCCUUCUAUUGGAAAGGGAAUUAAUCCUAAAUUAAAUCUGGGACAAACAGCAACAGUCAAUGAUUAUGUGGACAAUACCAUCUCUAUGCUUAUACCUUUCAUGCAACAAAAUGGCUUGGAUCCCAUGUCUCUACCCGAAAUUGUUGAAGGUUUUGAAGUUCGGUUCCUGCUCAUCACAUACAGCGCAUGGUUGAAACUUCAAAAUGGAAGUAUGACGGGUCUCGUUAACGUCUCCCGAUUUGAAGACCAACUUGUAAAUUACUUUGCUAAGAUGUUGCGUGUCAAGGUGCAGCUUCAAUUUAGCGAUCUUGAGUUCAACUAUGAUUACCUCGUGAAGGUCAUGAACAUUGGUCCCACAGGGCGUAUUGUAGGUUCAUUGGAUCGCUUUAGAAUAGUUGCCGACGUAUUAAUAGAUUUCAAUAAUGAUGAGAUUCACUUACAACAGUUCUCGCUAACGGAUAUCGGACGCCUGCGAGUAAAGCUACGUGGAAAUAUUCUUAUUGACUGGCUUGUCAACCCGGUCAUUACAGUCUUCACAUCUCUAUUUAAUGGUAUUAUCAUGAGGACCGUUGAGCUUACUAUACGCAAUGUGGCUCAAUCUGCUAUCACUGAAAUCAAUUCUGCUAUUCGCGAAAUUAUUCACCAGAUCGAGUCUUAUAAUUAGAUACAAAUUAUGUAAUAUUAUUUUCUUGUGUUUGA